CGCAGUGGCAGGGCAAAUAUUUGGGAUCGCAGCUUUGGUUCUCAUGCUGGUUUGGCUCCUCCGUUUUCGGGAUGGCCUUAAUCUCAAUUCCCACGACCCGAACCGGGUUUUCAAUGUUCACCCAUUCCUAAUGUUCUUUGGAUUCAUGUUCUUCUUGGCUCAAGGUCUGGUGGUAUACGACGGAAUCGUGUGCCGAGUGGUUGCAAUAGGUUUGGGCGGUGUGGGAAUUCGCGCGGCUAUAAAAUCCCAUCAUAUGCUCAACUUUGGGAGCCAUAUGAGAAGCUUACAUUCUUGGAUUGGCAUCGCCGCUUUCUCCCUCUUUGUCUUGGAGUUUGCGCUCGGUAUCCUCAUCAAGUGUUGUGGAGAUGCAUCGGAAAACUCGAAGGAAAAGCUGAGGAGAAGCGGUCCAGCAGGGCGGGGGGCACUGUACAUGGCGACAUGUGCGGCGGUCAGCGGGCUGAUGGAGAGGUCCGCCGCAAUGGACGACCUUGACGGCGGCGGCGGCCGUAGCCAUCGGGAGUCCACCAUUAUCAACGUCCUCGCACUAUUUAUCCUUCUCUUCGCCGUAUCAAUUGAUAAAGCCGUCUUUUAUGCGGUUGCGGUUAAUGCACGCGCCGAUCGCCUGCCGGCGGCGUGAUCGAUCUACCCCAUUUUUUAAUCAUAAUUUAAUCUCUCCGGCCAUCUUCAUGCAUGUAAUUUGUCUCUUUAAUUAAUUUAGUUUCAAAGACACAAUUAAUAGAUACUAGGUGUGUUUUGUUUGACAACGUUACUAUUUAUAUGAAUAUAAUUGUUAAAAUGGG
Cuscuta campestris is the source of this 800-nucleotide messenger RNA. The record is from the annotation of a GenBank genome assembly. NCBI's taxonomy places the organism in Eukaryota, Viridiplantae, Streptophyta, Magnoliopsida, Solanales, Convolvulaceae.